Corylus avellana is the source of this 3990-nucleotide messenger RNA. RefSeq lists its product as uncharacterized. The record is from RefSeq and is a predicted model, not a curated record. NCBI's taxonomy places the organism in Eukaryota, Viridiplantae, Streptophyta, Magnoliopsida, Fagales, Betulaceae.
UAUACCCUCUCUCUUUAUUUAGAACACAUACAAUUUGCUGCCAAAAUUUAACCUUUACUCCAUGUUAUGGCUAUUACUUUAUAAUAGUUUGUUUAUCACCACCUUGCCUCGAUAUUGUAUACCUCUCAGAUUUGAAUCAGGAAGUCUCCUCUGUCUUUCCCCUCUCUCUCUCUCUCUCUCUCUCUCUCUCUCUCUCUGUGUGAGGAGUGUAUUUGUACCCAAGUUCUCAGCCUUCAUCCUCUCCUCUUUGGAACUACCACUUUAGUUGAAACCUCUUCAACUCUUUCAUGGUGCUGAAGUUCAUAUACACCCACUUGAAAGUCUCAAACUUUUUCCUCUGUAAUUAGCUUGUAAUAUAUUUAGAGUUUCUUCUUCUGGCGAAACCUGUUCCUGUUGCAGAAUCUGAAUGAUGGCUCAAAAGCACUUGCACGAGCUACUGAAAGAAGACCAAGAACCGUUCCUUCUCAAGAACUACAUUGCUGACAGGCGCGGCCAGCUCAAAAGGCCUUCACCCAAGACCCAUUUACAAGUCAAGAAACGUAAACCCAUCACCGAAACCCCAAACUUUCCAGGAAACUUUUGCAAAAACGCUUGCUUUUUUUCCUUCCAAGACUCCCCGGACCUCCGAAAAUCCCCACUCUUCGAAUUUUCGUCUCCGGCUAAAAGCCCCUGCAGAAGCCCAAAUGCCAUUUUCCUGAACAUUCCUGCAAGAACUGCAGCUCUUCUUCUUGAAGCUGCUAUGCGAAUUCAGAAACAGUCAUCGGCUUCAAAGUCCAAAACCCAGAACAAAAACAAUCAUGGGUUUGGUGUAUUCGGGUCGAUAUUGAAGAGACUAUCCCAUCGAAGCCGAAAGCGAGAGAUCGAAGGCGAUGGGGUUAAUGUCUCAGUGAAGGAUAUUCUGAGGUGGGAUUCAUCUGUUGGGAGAAGAACUUCCAAUGAGAGCAUGAAAACUAAGAAAAAGGUGGCCGCGGAUGACAAAAGUGCUUGUGAGACAAGCUAUUCUGGUUCGUGUAAUGGUAGUGCUAUUUGGUCUGAAAGCAAUGAGGACAAGUCUUUGGAUAUGGAAUCUUCUAUUUGUAGCCAGUCUGUAGACUCGGAAGUGAUCGAGUUUUUAUCCAAAAGGAGAGAAGAUACAGAUUUCGCUUGCUGUGAUAAGCACUUCUGCGAAAGCCCUUUCCGUUUCGUGCUCCAAAGGACCCCGUCGUCCGGUAGCCGGACGCCGGACUUCACUUCACCGGCGGCGUCCCCGAGUCGCCACAAAAAAGAGGAAAAUGAGACCAUUGGAGUAGGGAGUUUCAAAAAGUUAGAGGAGGAGGAGGAGAAAGAACAGUGCAGUCCAGUCUCGGUCUUGGACCCUCCAUUUGAGGACGAUGACGACAGACAUGUGGACGAGGACGAAGACGAGGACGGCGGUUUUGAUCAUGACUGCAGCUAUGCCAUUGUACAGAGGGCAAAGCAGCAGCUAUUGCAGAAGCUUCGUAGAUUUGAGAAAUUGGCAGAAUUAGAUCCAAUUGAACUUGAGAAAAGAAUGUUAGAAACAGAACAAGAUGAUGACUCUGAUAAUGAUGCUGAUGACCUAGAGGAAGAAGAUGAUCUGGAAACAUCAUUUAGAGAAAAGAAUGCUGAUGAGUUUGUUAUGCAAGUCCUCGGCAAAUCACGGUUCCAUAAUCUACUGCGAAUCCCAGCAGACAUGAAGAGUUUGGUUUCAGAUCUCAUUGUUGAGGAGGGAAGAGAACAGAAUGCCUUUGACAACAGUGAAGAGGUGGUGAACAAGGUUUGUAAGAGGUUGGAGUCAUGGAAAGAGGUGCAAUCCAACACCAUUGAUAUGAUGGUGGAGCAAGAUUUCAGAAAAGAGUUUGAUGGGCGGAAGAGAAAUCAGGAGCAGGUUGGAGAGAUGGCAUCAGAGAUUGAGUUGGCUAUCUUUGGAUUAUUGGUGCAGGAAUUCUCAGAGGAACUAGUUUCUCUUAGACGAAAUUAUUAAAGCUGAGAAGUGGAACAUACAAUCAAACUUCUCAUGCUUGCUUUCUAAGUCUACCAGACUACCAGCUUCUUCUAAGGUGCAUGCUCUCUUAAAUGUUACACAUGUUGACUUCGCUUAUUUAAAAGAAAUUUAAACCUACAAGUGAAGAAAAUUGUUAAAAUAUUAAUUAAAUGAUUAAAUUUAUUAUAUCUUAUUUGCUAAGCUUUUGGUUAAGUGUUGAUUUAACGCUCCUUCUCCCCUUUCCCCUUGGUAACUAUUGCUGAAAUCGGUAUUUUGUUGGUAUUGUUUCAUCAUUUCUCUUCAAUGCUUUUCCAGCUGCAAAAAAGACAAACAAAAUUUUCUUCUAUUGUUUGGCCAUGAAUUUGUCAUUUUCCUCACUGCCGACACUACAAGCCACAAGGGCAUCAUUGUUAAGGGUCUUAAGUCUUUGCAGAUUAGAUGGUGAUGACUCUGAUGAGACAAUCCAUCUAACGCUUUAAGUUAUUGAUCACCCGAGGCAGCUAAAGGAGAAUAUUAUCCAUCAACACUACCAUGCUCUUCAUGAUCCAUACUUUAUAAUUAUAACAUAAACCCACCACAUAGGAUUAGUCGAUUAGACAUAUAUCCUGGCAUUCACAUCCAGCCAGCUAGUUAUUCUUUAGCUAAAUUUUAGUGAAAUAUUUUCUUUUUUAGUUAUCAACCUUUUCAAAAUACAUAUAUUUCUGUUUUAGAUAUUCAUAUUUCACCAUUCUAUUUAAAUAUUUUUUUUGAACAUAUUUUGCUUUAGAGCAUUUGGGUAGCCGAAUUUGAUAAAUAUUAUGCGUCUAAAGCCCUCAUCAUCCGUUCCUGAGAUGUGAAGGGGGGAGAACAGAACAAAAAGGUUUGUAUGGGAUAAGCCGAUCGAGCUGGUUUGGCUUUCAAGUCACCGACAAAAAAAAAAGAAAAAGAAAGAGAAAAAAAUAAAGGAAAAAGGAAGAGAAGAGAAGAAUGAAGAAGGCUCUCGUGCAUGUCGGCACUUAGAAUAAGGAAACAAAAGCUCACAAGACACGAAGGGAGUUUUGGAGAGGGAAAGAGAGACGAUAGCUCUUUGGAGAGUUUCGGCUCAUUGCAAAUUACAAUUCCAACCCUGUGACGCAAAUUGAGUUUCAGCAAAAAGGAGUUAUGCUUUCUAUAUUUGACUUUGGCUCAAGAAAAACCGAUUACCGUUCUAUAAAUAUCCUUAAUUCAACUCUCAACAAGCUUAAUUGUUGUGACGUUUGAUUUAAGUUGUUAUUUUAAUUUAGAUUUUUUUUUUUUUUUUUAAUUCUGCCCAUUAAAUUAACAUGUUUAUUCGGUUCUUCCAUCUUAAAUUUUUUUUAAAAAAAGAUUGUCUGGAGAGGAAUUAUCUGUUCUAAAAAGUAAUUAAUUACUUCCGCUGAGCCUAACAAAACUCGAUCUUUUCACAAUGGUAAUGUGGUGCCCAAGCCCAAUUCAUAUUGCUUUUGUAUCGGUCGAAAUUUUUUUAGAGACAGCCACGUGCCAUAUCUCAAUAGUCAGACCAAGACCAAAAUUUUCAAUCAUCUUCAUGCGCCGCAAACUGGAACUGCCUGAAUUGGACCCACGACCGUCCCUUGUUAACUUUCCAAGCUCAAUGUGAUCCAAUCCAUAAUUUACACGUGGAAUUUCGCUUUUAGUAACAUUGAAUUGUAGUGGUGCUGGUUUUUUGAAGGAUUCUUAAAUUUGUUUACAAAUUCUGAUGUGGUCAGACAAAGUCGCCCAGCAAGAAUAUUCUCUUCUUUUCGUAAUAAAAGUAUGAUGAAACUUUUCCCCCGCGUGUUUUUCUGGAUACCCAGUUCUUCCACGUGGAAAUAUUAAAAUGAGUUUCAACAAUCAAACACGUUUAAAAUUAUUCCUCCAAUAGUUUUCUCUUCCUCGUGCUAUAAAAUUCCAUCAAUGUCACUAUCUCAACUCUCUCUCUCUCUCUCUUUUACGUUUUAUAUUAGCGUUGAUGCAUUCAACUGUCUCUAAUUCAAUUUGUGUGUUAUUCAUUG